AAGAGGUGAUUGCCUCAUCCGGGUCCUUUGCGUUCUCUCUCCCUCUCCCAACAUGGUGGCCUCAGCAAAAAAGAAGAAUAAGAAGGGGAAGACUAUCUCCCUAACAGACUUUCUGGCUGAGGAUGGAGGGACUGGUGGAGGAAGCACCUAUGUCCCCAAACCAGUCAGCUGGGCUGAUGAAACAGACGACCUGGAAGGAGAUGUUUCAACUACUUGGCACAGUAAUGAUGAUGAUGUGUAUAGGGCACCUCCAAUUGACCGUUCCAUCCUGCCCACUGCUCCACGGGCUGCUCGGGAACCCAAUAUUGACAGGAGCCGUCUUCCCAAAUCACCACCCUACACUGCUUUCCUAGGGAACCUGCCCUAUGAUGUGACAGAAGACUCCAUUAAGGAAUUCUUUAGAGGAUUAAAUAUCAGUGCAGUGCGUUUACCACGUGAACCCAGCAAUCCAGAGAGGUUGAAAGGAUUUGGUUAUGCUGAGUUUGAGGACCUCGAUUCUUUGUUCAAUGCCCUGAGCCUCAAUGAAGAGUCUCUAGGUAACAGGAGAAUUCGAGUGGACGUUGCUGAUCAAGCACAGGAUAAAGACAGGGAUGAUCAUUCUUUUGGCCGAGAUAGAAAUUGGGAUUCUGACAAAACAGAUACAGACUGGAGGGCCCGUCCUGCCACAGACAGCUUUGAUGACUACCCGCCUAGAAGAGGUGAUGAUAGCUUUGGAGACAAGUAUCGAGAUCGAGAUCGAGAUCGUUAUGAUUCAGACCGAUACCGUGAUGGGUAUCGGGACAGUUACCGUGAUGGUCCACGCCGGGAUAUGGAUCGAUAUGGGGGCCGUGAUCGCUAUGAUGACAGAGGCAGCAGAGACUAUGAUAGAGGAGGGUAUGAUUCCAGGAUAGGCAGUGGCAGAAGAGCAUUUGGGAGCGGGUACCGGAGGGAUGAUGACUACAGAGGAGGCGGGGACCGCUAUGAAGACAGAUACGAAAGACGUGACGAUCGGUCAUGGAGCUCCAGAGAUGAUUACUCUCGGGAUGAUUAUAGGCGUGAUGACAGAGGUCCCCCCAAAAGACCCAAACUGAAUCUAAAGCCUCGGAGCACUCCUAAGGAAGAUGAUUCCUCUGCUAGCACCUCCCAGUCCAGUCGAGCAGCCUCAAUAUUUGGAGGGGCAAAGCCUGUUGACACAGCUUCUAGAGAACGAGAAGUAGAGGAGCGGCUACAGAAGGAACAGGAGAAACUGCAGCGUCAGCUGGAUGAGCCAAAACUAGAGCGACGGCCUCGGGAGAGACACCCAAGCUGGCGAAGUGAAGAAACUCAGGAACGGGAACGGUCAAGGACAGGAAGUGAGUCAUCACAGAGUGGGACCUCAACCACCUCUGGCAGAAAUGCACGAAGGAGAGAGAGUGAGAAGUCUCUAGAAAAUGAAACACUCAGUAAGGAGGAAGACUGUCACUCUCCAACUUCUAAGCCUCCCAAACCUGAACAGCCUCUAAAGGUAAUGCCAGCCCCUCCACCAAAGGAGAAUGCUUGGGUGAAGCGAAGUUCUAACCCUCCUGCUCGAUCUCAGAGCUCAGACACAGAGCAGCAAUCCCCUACAAGUGGUGGCGGGAAAGCCGUUCCAGCGCAGCCAUCAGAGGAAGGACCAGCAAGGAAAGCAGAUGAAAAUAAAGUGGAUGGGGUGAGUGUUCCAAAAGGCCAAAGUGGGCACUCCAGCUGUGGGCCAGGAGAUGGAGGGAACAAAGACCACUGGAAGGAGUCAGAUAGGAAAGAUGGCAAAAAGGAUCAAGACUCCCGGUCUGCACCUGAGCCAAAGAAACCUAAAGAAAAUCCAGCUUCCAAGUUCAGUUCUGCAAGCAAGUAUGCUGCUCUCUCCGUUGAUGGUGAAGAUGAAAACGAGGGAGAAGAUUACACCGAAUAGACCUCUACGUCCUGUGCUUUCUCCUAGUCUCUCUCCACCCCGGAACAUUUGAGAGCAAAUCAAACCUCUAUCCAGACAAGACAAAAUAAAACUCACCAUCUCCUGGAGACCUUUCUUAACUUUUUUU
This is a messenger RNA of Hipposideros armiger (great roundleaf bat), 2033 nucleotides long. RefSeq names its product eukaryotic translation initiation factor 4B. The transcript has a single exon. The coding region runs from base 53 to 1906 and encodes 617 amino acids. The record is from RefSeq and is a predicted model, not a curated record. NCBI's taxonomy places the organism in Eukaryota, Metazoa, Chordata, Mammalia, Chiroptera, Hipposideridae. Gene Ontology annotation, molecular function: RNA binding.